Molecule: messenger RNA, 876 nt
Organism: Ilyonectria robusta
Lineage: Eukaryota; Fungi; Ascomycota; Sordariomycetes; Hypocreales; Nectriaceae
Product: beta-lactamase-like protein
Exons: 1
Coding region: 1-876 (291 amino acids)
Biological process (GO): antibiotic catabolic process; secondary metabolite biosynthetic process
Molecular function (GO): zinc ion binding; beta-lactamase activity
Source: RefSeq, a predicted model, not a curated record
AUGGCUGCACAGCUCAUCGCUCUCCCCGCCGUGGAGCGCCUCAGCCCCGCCUGCAUCCGUAUCCUAGGCGGAAACCCGGGGAAGUUUACCUUGCAGGGCACCAAUACAUACCUGCUCGGCACUGGCCGCCGGCGAAUCCUUAUCGACACAGGCGAGGGUCGAAAGGCCUGGAUCUCCUCCAUCAAAUCCACCCUCGAGCAGGAGAACGCUACUAUCGACACGGCUCUAAUCACACACUGGCAUGGCGAUCAUACUGGCGGCAUCAAGGAUCUCCUCAGCCUCUCCCCGCAAACCAGUAUCUAUAAGAAUGAUCCAGACCCGGGUCAGCUCGAUAUUGUCGAUGGGCAGCAGUUCUGCGUUGAAGGUGCCAGUUUGACGGCGUCCCAUACUCCCGGUCACACCACCGACCACUUUGUUUUCGUCAUGAAAGAGGAAGAUGCCAUGUUUACUGCCGAUAAUGUCCUUGGCCAAGGUACAGCCGUGUUCGAGGAUAUGGCCGCAUACUUGCAAAGCCUUGAGCAGAUGCGACCCAUGUUUAAUGGUAGGGCUUACCCCGGACAUGGCCCCGUCAUCGAGGACGGGCCGGCCAAGAUAUCCGAGUACAUCACACACCGGCGGCAGCGGGAGGAUCAAGUUGUUCGAACAUUAGCGCUCCCGCCCGGUGAGGGGACGGAGAGUCCUGUCGCCGAGGCGAUGGUUCCGACCUGGACUGCUAUGGAGUUGGUCAAGGUCAUUUACAAAGACGUGCCUGAGGCGCUCCACCAAGCUGCUUGUGGUGGUGUUUGCCAGAUCUUGCAUAAGCUUGAGGGCGAGGGUCGUGUUUCACAGCAGGGAGACAAGUGGCGGCUGGUGGUUGAGGGCCGUUCUUCCCUCUGA